AUGUGUUCUAAUACGCCCUUUGCCACGUUGUCGCCAACCAAGGUGCAGCAGCUCCGUACGGGCCGAAUUGCAAAGAAUAUCUUCUCUGUGCAGGGCCUCGAUUCUGCCAUACUCAAAAUUGCCCUCCCCUCGAAACCGGUAUACCUGGGCCAUCUCGGUCUACCCGACGAUGAGCAUGCCUUUCAUACCCAUGGCGGCCCUGACAAGGCAUUAAUGCAUUACGCGGCCGGUCAUUACGAUAAAUGGAGGAAAGAGCUCCCUGGAUCAGUGAGCCUGCUCACAUAUGGAGCGUUUGGCGAGAAUCUCCUCACGGACCCAGCGGAUGGAUAUAAUGAGCAGACUGUUUGCAUUGGUGAUAUUUUCGCUAUUGGAAACAACGGCGCGCAAAUUCAGGUCACCCAACCUCGACAGCCAUGCUAUAAACUAAAUCAUCGGCUUGAGGUCAAAGAUAUGGCGAUGCGGUCCCAAACAGAGUGCAGAACCGGCUGGCAUAAUCGGGUCCUUGUGCCUGGCUUCAUCACGCCCGGUGACUCGAUGCAGCUUAUAGAGCGUAAACACCCAGACUGGCCUAUCAGAAGGGUACAGCGUUAUCUGUAUGAUGAACGGCACAAUAUGGAGAUCAUGCGGGGAUUAAUGGAGAUGGAAGCCCUGGCUGAAGAAACAAGGGGUAUUUUUCGAAAGCGCGUCCAAAAGGGCGAAUACAGGAACGAGGAUAUGCGACUUAUUGGAGACGAUAAUGCGGCAUUGAAAUGGAAUACGUACAGGCUGGCCGGGAAAAUAAAGGAGACAGACGCCGUUUCAUCAUUCAUCUUUGAGGCAGUGGAUAAGUUUGAGAAUCCGGUACAAGCACUACCAGGAGCCCAUAUACGCGUUAAACUGGGUCCCAAAAGCGGGAAUCUUGUGAGGGCUUACUCGGUGGUGGAAGGCGACAGUAAUGGAUUCAGACUCGGUAUUGUACACGAUGCUCGGUCAAGAGGGGGUUCAAAGUUCCUGCACGAAAAUUUGGAGCUUGGAGAAGAACUAGUGUUCAGCAACAUGGCAAGUGAUUUCCCACUGGUGGAUGGUACAUUGUGUGAUGAGCAUAUCUUUCUCUCCGGGGGCAUCGGGAUCACAGCUUUCUUCACCAGUGCGAAGCUGCUCAAAGAGCAGGGCCGGAGCGUUGCCCUAUACUAUGCUGUUAAACGUGCCGCAGAUGUUGGAUUCAAGGAUAUUCUACAGACGCUUGAGGAUAAAGUUAAGUUAUGUGUAUCUGAAAAAGGAAGCAAGAUAAAUAUUGCCAAUAUCCUUAAUAAUGCGAACGACAGAACGCAUAUCUAUGUCUGUGGUCCCGAUCGAUUGCUCGAUGCCGUCAAAGAGACUGCGCGGACGAUAGGCUUCCCACAAUCCAACAUACACUCAGAGGCAUUUGUUAUAUCUACUGGUGGGGAUCCAUUCACUGUCCAGAUUGAGAGCCAAUGCAAGGAGCUACAGGUCAGAGAAGGUGAAACACUACUAGAUGUGUUGAGAGAAGCCGGUUUUGACAUACCAAGUAACUGCGAGGUUGGAAACUGUGGCACUUGUCGGGUCGGUGUAAAACAGGGCCGUGUGCAGCAUCGGGGUACCGGGCUUUUGGGCGACGACAAAAAGAGCAUGAUGCUUAGUUGUGUUAGCAGAGGAGUGGAUACGUUGGCAUUGGAUUUGUGA
Venustampulla echinocandica is the source of this 1683-nucleotide messenger RNA. RefSeq lists its product as uncharacterized. The record is from RefSeq and is a predicted model, not a curated record. Gene Ontology annotation, molecular function: pyridoxal phosphate binding; oxidoreductase activity; 2 iron, 2 sulfur cluster binding. Bases 1 to 1683 code for a protein of 560 amino acids. NCBI's taxonomy places the organism in Eukaryota, Fungi, Ascomycota, Leotiomycetes, Helotiales, Pleuroascaceae. The transcript has a single exon.